Molecule: messenger RNA, 4066 nt
Organism: Amoebophrya sp. A120
Lineage: Eukaryota; Dinophyceae; Syndiniales; Amoebophryaceae
Source: the annotation of a GenBank genome assembly
AGGACUUGUUAGAUUGGCUUUAUUUGUUGAUGUUGCGAUUUGACUUUAUAUUUCUUUUUCUGUAGGGUAUGUCUAUGUUCUAUGUAGGCGAACAACUUGAAUUUGAGACAUUCACAACCGCUUGCUUUGCGGACAAUUGAAGUUCUGGUUCUGGAACACUCUUAAGUUCAGUACGUAUUAGCAUCGUAUCGAGUUUUUGUCGUUUUUGUCCAUCUCAAAUAGCGUGUCGCUUAGCCACCUCACUGAAGCUGGCGAGGUAGUUCUUCGAAAGACACUGAAGAUGAGCGUCACAAGAAAAGAGUCUAAUUCUCCUCCUUCCACCAGGGAAAGGCAAAUCCUGGAAUUUUGGGUUCCGGAAAGCGAAGGUGAUCAGACGCAGGUGACUUUGUAUACGGCCUCAAAAUCUGAGUGCAGAUACCGGGCUCGGACAACCAGGCAAGACGAACUGCCAGUCGGGGCUCGGACGCUCGAGGAGAUGGUUAAAUUAGCGGAAAACUCGAUCGAGGCGUUCAGCCGCGCGACAGCAGACCUGAGGCUGGAAAGCGGGCGCGAUGGCGCACAGCAUGCGGGAGAUACGGCGGACGAUGCGUUGCAGUUGCUGGAGUAUGUGAUCCAAGCAGAAAUUGCUUGGGAAGCAAACGGGGAAAUAAGGAAGUGUAUGAUUACUCAACACUACCGCGAGCGAGUUUCCGCUGCACGCGAGGGCUUCAAUGCUGCGGUACAGGAAUUCACGAGAGUAUGAAAGUGCACAACUCCCCCUUCCCCUCAUUUGUCAUGCAAAAUAGAAAUACCCAAUCCAGAUCCACCCUUUGCCUCUUUGCACUGUUUGCAUCACAAGUUCUGGUAGCCCAAAUAGCACUACAACCCUGUGCAAAUUUGUCAUGCAAAACCGGCAUGCUUGCUGAUGCUUGUACUGCCGUUCAUGCUAUACAAAUGAGGGGAAGGGGGGGCUGUGCAUUGUUAUAGAGAGCCAAGGAAGACCAAGACGCCCGGAAUAACCCCAUUGUUGGCCGGGCGAGAGCAUCAAGAGCGAGUUCUUCGGGUUACUCCCUUUCAUCCGACAAUAGAGAAGCUGCGAAGGUCCAGGGGGCCGCGUAUGGUCCGGAGUCGAAAAUAAACGGCCUCGCGCCGUCGAGCUCGUCUACAUUUCGAAGAACAAGGACAGAGCGUGGUCGAGACCGUAGAGGAAGAAGUGCAGACUCGGAUGGAAAUAAAGUAGCGACCAGCUCGUGGGAUAGGAAAACAGCCGAUGAUCGAGAUAGGAAAACAGCCGACCGAGGUGAAGGAGGGCGCGAGCGAGAUCGAAGGAGCAGUGGGAGAUCACGCAGUGCCCGACGCAGAAAGCGAAGUAGCAGAGCGCGCAGUAGACGCGCCUCCAAGUCGAAGACCGAUCGAAAAGCCGCAUCACGGUCACGGUCACGGGAUCGAGCGGUGUGGAAGCGGUCGGUCGAGGCCCCUCAACAGGGGACUGGGUUGCUGACGGGAGCGGAUGGGAGUGGUAAGUGUAUUUUACUUUCUACCUUUUUUGUCGAGUAGCGAUGGAGAUAAAGCAAAAACGUCAUCCAGUUUUAGAAAACUCGCUGGGACAUCUUUUGAUCCUCCUCUACAUGAUUAUUACAGGUGCACCAAAAGCAAAACAACUUUCUUCUUCAUCAAGUUCGUUGCGGCGUUCGUACAACACGUCAGCCAAGAAAAGCGAACGGUUUUUGUCGGAGGCGGAACAGGAGCGUGCAGUCUUCAUCAACUGGCCCAUGCAUUACGAGCACGCCGCCGUCUCACCCGCGGCGGAGGCCGAUCACGACUGUAUUCGGGAGGAGCUGUUUCGCCGGGUCGGAGGAGAGCAUCGCGUCGUAGACUACUAUUGCCAGGACGAGCACGCUGUGGUUGCGGUGUUCGCUGACGCAGCGGACGUGGAAAAAGUACUUGAGGCGUCGCAGCGCCUGAGUUUAUUGGAUCCAGAGUACCAGGCCGACGCUUUUUCUUACAACCGUGAUCGAGCCGCGUCUUCUGCACCUGUUCCGAAGCACGAUGCUGGGGCACGGCAAUCUGGCUCGUCCGUUCAGCAAGCCGCUGGAGCUGUUUCCGUUUCAUCUGGUUGUGACGUGAAGGAGAAGGAAAAGGAGCAGGACGAGCAGGAGAAAGCAAGAGCAACCGGCAGCAGCAGUGCGCUAGUAGGAGCCUCUGCCUCCCAGCUAGUUGCCAGAGGCGCUGCCGCGGGAGCCAGUAGCAAAGGCGAAGCUGAAGAAGAGCCACUGGCAAAGCGCAAGAAGACCGCUGAGAAGAAAGGCGGAGCCCUAGUAACCAAACGGAAUAAGGCAGCUGGGGCGGGGCCUGCGAGUGGAAAAAACGAAGAAAACAACCCGUCCUCCUCGGCUUUAGGGCGUAGCAAAAGCAAAUCGACGCGGGCGGGCGCUUCGUCGUCAGGCAGCGGCGUGCUAUGUAUAGUGAUACAACUCUAUGUAAUACUAAUUUCUUCUGCAGUAAUUAUAGAGGCCUUGAGCUACUAGUAUUACAAAUGCGGAUUUCAUCUCCUCCUCGUGGCAAGAUCUGCAUAAUAUAAAAUGAACCAAAAAUUAUGUCUCGAAAACGAAUAGGCGCCGGCGCGGCAUCGAGGCAGACGGGUACGUUAACGGAAGACCUGGCGCAGCAAGUACGGUUGAAAGUUGAGGAAUUCGUUUUCACCGUUGGCGUAAAGAAGUUGAAAGCCAUAUAACCUGCUCAGGUGUUACAAUCUGAAGCGUUGCAAUAGAAUAUGGAAUUUGUGUUGCAAAAUCCGCAACAUCUGGCCUACCCCCAAAGGAGCGCGCAUGACAAGUUUCGGAGCCCCAAACCCCAUGAGAUUCUGACGAAAUUUGUAUUGCGAAAAGCCCAAGUCUCUGUAUUGUAAAGAGGCUGUUCAUGCAAGACAAAUUCCAGAUUGUAUUGUAACGUUUGAGAUUGUAACAUCUGAGCAAGCCAUAAGCCAAGUGUGCGGAGCUGGGCGUUCGAUUGCCGGAACGCACGUCACUUUUACGCGUGCGCUAUCAAAAUGAAAAAUCCCCCGUCCCCAUAUUAAAACGGAAAUUUGUGAUGCUGAUUUGUGGUCAAACAUCGUCUUUGUCUUGCAUAUAGGGUCAUAGGAGCCAUUUUACGCAUUCCAGAGCAAAUCUGUCAUGCGCUUUCGAUAUCAAAUGCAAAAAUGUCUGGGUCUGGAAGAAUGCAACUUGUAAUGCGUAUUUCAGAACACAGAAAAGUCUCUCAUGCAUACGUAGCAAAAGCAGCCACUUUUUGUCAGCAAAAUAGGGGACUUGUCAUGCGGAUUCGGCAUUGCGGAAGGUUCUCGAAACCUGUGAUGCUAGAGCUUCCAUGCCAGACCUUCUGUGUCAUGCAAAAACAGCAUGAAUCUUCCUUUCCAGACCCAGACAUUUUUACAUUUGAUAUUCGACUAUUGCGAACCUGUACCUGUUUGCCAUGCGCAAUUGCUAGCCUUCUGCAUACCCAAACAGGCCAAGAAAAUGCACCCACGCACCUUCUGCAAGACAGAUCUGAUUUGUGUACGCAAAUCCAGCAUCAGAAACUUCGUUUCGAUAUGGGGAGGGGGGACUUUUCCUCUCAAUAUGCGCGCGUACGCGCUGCAGAAAUGGAGUAAAACCUUGAAGACAACUGAUCGGCCAUCUCUACUCACGCUCGACGAGUUGCGUCGGCGAAUCAUGGAGAUUGGGAAAACCUUGAUUGGGCGUCUAAGUGACCUCGAGGCACUUGAGGAGGCGGGGGCAGAAGAUGCGCGGCUGGAAACUGCCCGCGCGGAGUUGAAGGCGGUGUGGGAAAAAUUUGAUACCAUUAAAAAGGUGACGGAUUCAUACAUCGAGGCAGAAAAUCUGCCCAGAGAGGAGAACGAGGAGGGUUCUCAAAACUGAAAAACUUUUGUACAACUACUGCAGGAAAAGGGAGCAACAAGAACGUAAGCACGCUUGUGUACAACUGGUCGCGACUCAUCAUGAAAAGUGUGAAGCUCCCCCUGACCGCUCGGACUCGCGCCCCUGCGGCCUUUAAUUUCGCAGCGAGCAACCAAGUAGCACUAGCCGGC